Polypterus senegalus (gray bichir) is the source of this 3570-nucleotide messenger RNA. It is a transcript of the gene slc36a1, whose product is annotated as solute carrier family 36 member 1. Gene Ontology annotation, biological process: proton transmembrane transport; glycine transport; L-alanine transport. The coding region runs from base 764 to 2173 and encodes 469 amino acids. NCBI's taxonomy places the organism in Eukaryota, Metazoa, Chordata, Cladistia, Polypteriformes, Polypteridae. The transcript is spliced from 11 exons. The record is from RefSeq and is a predicted model, not a curated record. Gene Ontology annotation, molecular function: L-alanine transmembrane transporter activity; glycine transmembrane transporter activity; amino acid:proton symporter activity. Gene Ontology annotation, cellular component: vacuolar membrane.
AUGACGUUGAUAUAUUCUCGGGUAACAUAAAGGAGCUAUCCUCCUGGGGUUCUGAGCACGUGGAGAUUCACAUUUGACAUCGAAUAUCGGGCCUUCAGGGCGGUUAGAAGGUGUAUUGUUCCCUUUGAAGUAUCGACAGUGCUAGCACAAUAGAAUAGAAUAUUUUAAUCAGAUUUGAUUUGGUCAAAAGUAUACUCUGUCAAUGCGUUUGUUUCUUUACUGCAGAGUCACGAGUUGCAUUUGAUUAGUUUACCAACAUCGAUGACAAGCUGUACUCAACUUGAAGACAUCAUCCCGGGGUACAAUGACACUCGGUUAUAGCGCAGAAAUGUACUACCGCGAAUUAACCAAAAGACACAUGUUCAAAAAGUGAAAAAAAGGAGCAAACACAUUUAGUCGUUUGUCCAAGAACUGGACUGUAAUCAAGUGUGAGGCAACUGCGUAAACCACAGCGCAUCCUCCUAAUAAAAUAUCAAGUUUGAAUAAAACCUCGCGCUACCGCUUCUUCCCUGCUUCCUUGUUCACGGUUUCAUGCAGUUUCAUGAGCCCAAGGCACAAGACCGGAACCAGUUGUCGUGUUGAGAACGCCUGAUCACCUGACCGGUGCUUGUCAGUCGCGAUCACGUGAACGGUUCUUAAGUCCGGAGCUGAUGACUGCAGUCUAGGUUUUUCAUACAAUUUUUAAACCUCAGGCGUUCACUGGCUCUUUUUCAUACACUCUGAGAGGACCCCAAAGCACCGCGGAACAAGAGAUUUUACAGAAAUGACAACUAAUCGAAGAAGCAGUCCUACAGAGGAAACUUCUCUUUCUCCAGAUCGGUCUCCAAGCCCAACAGAGCCCCAGGAUGUCUAUGAGAGAAUAGGAGACAAGACUGGAACAAACUUUUUUCAGACCUUAGUUCACUUGUUAAAGGGAAAUAUUGGCACUGGUCUUCUAGGGCUUCCUCUGGCUGUGAAGAAUGCAGGAAUAGUGGUGGGACCAAUCAGCUUGUUAAUUAUGGGAAUUGUUGCUGUUCACUGUAUGGACAUCCUGGUGAAAUGUUCUCAUCAUCUCAGUACUAAGAUGAGAAAGCCAUUUAUGGAUUAUGGGGAUGCAAUGCAAUAUGGAUUGGAGGUUGGACCUAUUCCAUUUUUAAGAAGACACUCCAUUUGGGGAAGAUGGAUUGUUGACCUGUUCUUAAUUAUCACUCAGUUGGGAUUUUGCUGUGUUUAUUUUGUAUUUCUUACAGACAAUGUUAAACAGGUAGUUCAAGCAGCAAAUGGAACAACGACAACCUGCAACUAUAAUGAAACUGUGGUGCUCUCUCCAACUUUUGAUUCUCGACUUUACAUGCUGUGCUUUUUACCAUUCAUAAUUUUACUAGUAUUCAUUCGAAACCUUAAAUACUUGGCUCCAUGGUCUCUGGCAGCUAAUGUUGCCAUGCUCAUCAGCCUUAUCAUGAUUUAUCAGUAUAUUGUAAGGGGAAUCCAUUAUCCUGUCACACUCCCAUAUGAAGCAAGUUUUAAGACCUACCCUCUCUUUUUUGGUACAGCAAUAUUUGCUUUUGAAGGAAUUGGAGUGGUGCUUCCUCUUGAAAAUAAAAUGCAGAAACCAAGAUCUUUUCGUACCGUGCUUUUCUUGGGAAUGAUUAUUGUAACUGUACUUUACAUCAGCCUGGGAACAAUUGGGUACCUUCGAUUUGGAGACAGCAUUGGAGCAAGUAUUACGCUAAACUUGCCAAACUGUUGGCUUUAUCAGGUAGUAAAGCUUCUCUACUCAUUCGGGAUUUUCAUUACCUAUGCUGUACAGUUUUUUGUUCCUGCUGAAAUACUGGUCCCUCUGGCAGUUUCCCGUGUAUCGGAAAGAUGGAUGCUGGCUGUUGACCUGCUAUGCCGUACUGGUUUAGUAAUCCUGACUUGUCUGCUUGCUAUUCUUAUUCCAGAGCUGGAUUUGGUGAUUUCUCUUGUUGGAUCCAUAAGCAGCAGUGCACUGGCUCUCAUAUUACCACCAAUAUUAGAGAUAGUUGCCUUCUACAAUGAUGGCCUUCCUUGGUGGGCCAUAGCCAAGAAUAUUAUAAUCAGUAUUAUUGGGUUUGUGGGAUUUGUCGCAGGGACAUAUGUUUCAAUCCAGGAAAUUGUGAUUAGGAAUUCCAUAAAGAAUACAUUAAACUUUACAGCCUCUGGAAUUCUUUAGUUGUACACAUUCUACACACCUAGAAAAUUUUCUGAUGCCUAAAUAAAUCCAUUUUUUGGUUUAAGCAAAAUUAUGAGACUAGCUGUCAUAUAAAAAUGAAAUUAUUUUGAGUAUUUAUCUAAAAUAUUUUUGGAUUUAUUCUUUUGAUAUUAUAUUUGCAUAAAUAAUGUAUAUGCAAAUGACUGUAUAAAAAAUGUGUAUCAAAGCCAGAAAAGCCACUUGCCAAAAAAGUAUAUAUUUUUCCACCUUGCCAUAGCCAUUAAUGAGAUAUUUAUUAAUUAAAUUGAUUGUGGAUCAUUCCAUCUAUUCAUAUUCUGAACUCACUUAAUUAUAAAGUUGAAGGGCACUUUUAGCAACAUUUUAGGUGUAAGGCAGAACUAAUCCUGGAAUACGUGCAUUUCCAUCAUGGGUGGACACACACCAACUUGCUGAAAAUAAGAUGGUACAAAGUUACACAUUACGGAUUCUACUAUAGGUUUCCAGUUUUUCUCUCACAAUGUAUGUAUAACCACUGGGAAAAUGUAAAAACUCAAAUGAGACAAUGACUAGGCUGGGAUUCAAACCUAGGCUGCAACAACUGAGAGGCAACAGUGACAUUACAUCACUGUGCCACAGAUGAUGAGUCUGCCCUGGUUUUAUCUACCAGUUAUGAUAUCAAUAUUUAUUUUUGCACUUUAUUUCUUCAAAAAAAUUGUGACCAAAUUUCUGCCCUUAGUAAUGAUUUAUAUUAGCACAAACCUAUUAAAAGAGGCCAGUAUAUUUUAACACACAAGGUACUUCAUGAUCAUGAGGGGAGCAUAUUUUUAUUUAAUUAAAAAAAUAAGUAUUUCUCCUUUGUCAUAGGCAAUUAUAUUCCUCUUUACACCAGUGGCUCAAGAGAUGGCACUGAACAUGCAUGCAUGCAUUGCCCAUCAUAAUUUUUACAUUCAGAAUGGGCAAAAAUUGGUAAAAGAGCAGUGCCAUCUUUGUGGAGAGACUAUUUUUGAACCUGCUAGUUACAAUAAAUAUUUUAUGCGUAUUCCAUGUAUGUAUAAAAUAGUGUGGGUUAUCAAAUGGUCAUAUGCAGUGAAUUGUUGUCUGUAUUGAAAAUGUUGAAAUUAAUUAAGUUUCAAAUAUAUGUGGAGUCAAUUUUGAAGGCCAAUAUUACCAUAAAUGAUGUAGUAGAUUAAUGAAAUGUGUACAGAAAUCGUAAUAAAACUAUGUAUAUAUUAGGGCUUAAUACAGUGAGAAUUCACUCCAUUAUAUGUAUAUCAGUAUUGCAUGAGUAAUGGAUGGAUAUUCACUAUUCACACCAUAUGCUGUAUAUGAUACUGUACCUUUCAUUUUCAGAGUCUAUAUAAAUCAAAACUGAAUUAAUGUAUGUAUUGUGCGAAUGUGUGUAUAUAUGUGUAUAUACA